CUGUAAUAUAACUGUACGUUAUAAUUUUGAUAAUAUUACCAACUACAUUUAUAAAAAAGCAAUGACAUCUGAAUAUCGUACGUAACAUAAAAAUGUGGACAAUUUAAUGGUCUACUAAGAAACUAUAAAUUUAAAGGAUAUCUGAAAUCUGGAAACAUUGCAUCCUGAUUGGUACCUACCACAUUCAUGAAAAAGGUUUCAGUUACUAUGUCAAAGUCCUUCUUACAUUUUAUACAUGAUUAGUAAUACCAAAACCACAUAACAGUCUACUUUUAUUUUUCGCACAUGAUCCACAAGGUGUGCAUCUUAUAAGAAACAUGCCUCUGUUCGGAAAGUCUCAAAAAAGUCCGGCGGAGGUGGUAAAGGCUCUCAAGGAAGCAGUAAAUGCAUUGGAGCGGGGUGAUAAGAAGGUAGAAAAGGCUCAAGAGGAUGUCAGCAAAAAUCUUGUACACAUAAAAAAUAUGUUAUAUGGAACUGCUGAAACUGAACCACAGGCAGAUAUUGUUGUGGCUCAAUUGGCACAAGAAUUAUAUAACAGUAAUUUAUUGUUAUUGCUUGUGCAAAAUCUAAGUCGUAUUGACUUUGAGGGAAAAAAAGAUGUUGCUCAAGUUUUUAAUAAUAUUUUAAGAAGACAAAUUGGAACAAGAUCUCCAACAGUGGAAUAUAUAUGCACCAAACCAGAAAUCCUGUUUACUCUUAUGUCUGGUUACGAGCAUCAAGACAUUGCAUUAAACUGUGGCACUAUGUUACGAGAGUGUGCAAGAUAUGAAGCAUUGGCAAAAAUUAUGAUAUAUUCAGAUGAUUUUUACAAUUUCUUCAGAUAUGUAGAGGUGUCUACAUUUGAUAUAGCAUCUGAUGCGUUUUCUACGUUUAAGGAAUUACUUACAAGGCACAAAAUUCUAAGUGCUGAGUUUCUAGAAGUUAAUUAUGAUAAAGUUUUUUCUCAUUAUCAAAGGUUAUUGAAUUCUGAAAAUUAUGUAACAAGACGACAAAGUUUGAAAUUGUUGGGUGAGCUUUUGCUUGAUAGACACAAUUUUACAGUUAUGACACGAUAUAUUUCAAACCCUGAUAAUCUAAAACUUAUGAUGAAUAUGCUUAAAGAAAAAUCACGGAAUAUACAAUUUGAAGCAUUUCAUGUAUUUAAGGUAUUCGUUGCUAAUCCAAAUAAACCUAAACCAAUUCUUGAUAUACUUCUUCGUAAUCAGGAAAAGUUGAUAGAAUUUCUAACGCGCUUCCACACAGAUCGUUCAGAAGAUGAACAGUUUAAUGAUGAGAAAGCGUACCUAAUAAAACAGAUCAAAGAACUUAAAUCUGUACAUGAAAAUUAA
Molecule: messenger RNA, 1328 nt
Organism: Vespa mandarinia (Asian giant hornet)
Lineage: Eukaryota; Metazoa; Arthropoda; Insecta; Hymenoptera; Vespidae
Gene: Mo25
Product: calcium binding protein Mo25
Biological process (GO): intracellular signal transduction
Molecular function (GO): protein serine/threonine kinase activator activity
Source: RefSeq, a predicted model, not a curated record